This is a messenger RNA of Dunckerocampus dactyliophorus (ringed pipefish), 4024 nucleotides long. RefSeq names its product paired box 2a (gene pax2a). NCBI's taxonomy places the organism in Eukaryota, Metazoa, Chordata, Actinopteri, Syngnathiformes, Syngnathidae. Gene Ontology annotation, molecular function: DNA-binding transcription factor activity, RNA polymerase II-specific; RNA polymerase II cis-regulatory region sequence-specific DNA binding. Bases 378 to 1676 code for a protein of 432 amino acids. The record is from RefSeq and is a predicted model, not a curated record. The transcript is spliced from 10 exons. Gene Ontology annotation, biological process: anatomical structure development; regulation of transcription by RNA polymerase II.
AGGAUUUGUCGGCUGGCAAAGCGAGCGGACCCGUGGAAAGUCCAGCAUCCUUCCUUUGCAUGAAGUGCUCCAGAACCUUCACGCUGCACCUGCGAGAUCUGCUGCACGCGCACGGGUCAUGCUGUGCUCCUGACGGAAGAUUUAUUUCUUUUCCUUUACGACUAGAAAUAAUCAAAUAAAUAGAAAUAAGUCAAGCAAACGUUUCGAGCUGCAAAAGUUGCUCCACAGUCCCCAGGCGGCCCCGGGACUCCACACGCGCGCACACUCACACGGACACCAUUCGAGAGCGUUGUUGGCAUUUUCCUUUCUUAGCGCGGCUGCACCAUCGAGGCGAGACGGCGACCUCAGUCGAUUACCUUUCUUUGCUCUGCUAUCCCAUGGAUAUCCACUGCAAGGCGGACCCCUUCUCGGCCAUGCACCUAUCCCACGCAGGGCACGGCGGCGUGAACCAGCUCGGUGGGGUGUUUGUGAACGGCAGACCCCUCCCGGACGUGGUGCGGCAACGGAUCGUGGAGCUGGCCCACCAAGGGGUCCGGCCCUGUGACAUCUCCAGACAGCUACGGGUCAGUCACGGCUGUGUCAGCAAAAUUCUCGGCAGGUACUAUGAAACCGGCAGUAUUAAACCGGGGGUCAUCGGUGGCUCCAAACCAAAGGUUGCCACCCCGAAAGUGGUCGAUAAGAUUGCAGAGUACAAGCGCCAGAACCCGACCAUGUUCGCCUGGGAGAUCCGGGACCGACUGCUGGCGGAGGGCGUGUGCGACAACGACACGGUGCCCAGCGUUUCUUCCAUCAACAGGAUUAUCCGCACCAAAGUCCAGCAGCAGUUCCACCCGUCCCCCGACGGAUCCGUCACGCCACUCUCCACGCCGGGACACACCAUCGGUGAGUUUUCCUAUGAGUUUUUUGCAAGAUGGAACACAAAGUUAAUAACCCAACUUUGCUCGUCAGUACCCAGCACGGCAUCCCCGCCUGUGACCAGCGCCUCCAAUGACCCCGUGGGAUCCUACUCCAUCAACGGCAUCCUGGGCAUCCCCCGCUCCAACGGCGAGAAGAGGAAACGAGACGAUGUUCUCUGGAGUGGCAACCACUUGGAUGGGAGGAAAAUAGGACAUUGCGGCUCGGAUGGUUCAGGACCAGGCAGCGAUUCUCAGGGCAGCGUGGAGAGUUUAAGGAAGCACCUGCGAGCGGACGCCUUCACCCAGCAGCAGCUGGAAGCCCUGGACCGCGUGUUUGAGCGCCCAUCCUACCCAGAUGUCUUCCCCACGUCCGAACACAUCAAACCCGAACAGGCCAACGAGUACUCCCUCCCAUCCCUGAACACCGGCCUGGAAGACGUGAAGCCGAGCCUCUCCAGCAGCGGCAGUUCCGAGCUGGCCUCAAGCGUUUCCCAGAGCUACUCGGUUGUGACAGGUCGAGAUAUGGCGAGCACCACCUUGCCGGGCUACCCGCCUCAUGUACCCCCAACGGGACAAGGCAGCUACCCCACCUCAACACUGGCUGGAAUGGUUCCAGGUGGCGACUUUUCCGGAAACCCUUAUUCUCAUCCACAAUACACCACUUAUAACGAAGCCUGGCGGUUCAGCAAUCCAGCAUUACUAAGUUCCCCUUAUUAUUAUAGUGCCGCAUCCCGUGGCUCCGCACCUUCCGCUGCUGCCGCUGCCUACGACCGCCACUAGUUACCACGGAGACCAGCUCAAACUGCACGGCCAGGGCUUCGGCCUCCACAUUGUCCCCGUCUGAGAAAACACAAAGGGAAUUGCGAGGAGGGAUUCCACGAGAAAAGCCACCGGGUCAACAGCUUGGUUUUAGACGAAGGCUGGCAAUGCACCGAGCGCCGCUUCACACUUUGGGCCAUAGGAGUCAUGGGCAGCCCCCCCGUCCCCAUUACAACCAUCACGCCUGAACAUUUCCAAAAUGACUUUGCAGAGAUUAUAUAAAUAUAUAUAUUAUGAAAUAUAAAUUGAAAAAAUGUGAAGAUUUCAUGCAGGAAAACAUGGGCUUCUAUUUUUGCCUCUUUGUUGCUGUUGUUGGGUGUUGUUCUUUUACUCAUGCAUCCUUGCAUUCCGUAAUCUUCUGGUAUGACAAUAAACAGGAAAGGUGAGAAUGGAUGAAAUGGCGGUAAGGGGCCCUUUCAGAUGAAAUAACGUCCUGGCUCAGUGUGGUCGGUACGCCCUUAAAGCCUGAAUUAUUUUCCAGCGCCACACUGCCGCUGUAAGAGACGUGCACCUCCAAAAAAGUCCAACUUCUCACUUCUCCCAGCAGUGUGGACCGCAGGCUGUGAUAGGUCAGCUUUUUUUCUUACACCAUUUACGGUUCUUCCGGAAGUUGGCAACUAUGAACUCCCAUCUAAUACCUGUCUUUGAAAACACCCGAAGCUAAAUAGCUAGUCCAGGAGAACAGAGUUGUGGUUACUCACUCUUAGGAAAACACUGCCCCCAACGUAUUGGUGGAGAAUUGCACGUCAGGACUUUGUAGCACUGUAACAUAAUUCAGCCUCGACUUUGGUGCUUCUGCUUCGCCAUCAAUAGCAACUCCUAUCUCGUGAGCCCCGCCUACAAAUAAAUGGCAACAGGUGGCAAACAAUCAGAUGUAAAAAUAUAUACAUAUAUAUGUUAAUUGUUUUAAAAAAAAUUAUCAUGGCGACCUUAUACUUAAAAUUGCUUUACUGGAAUUUUAAUUGUUAAGUUAUUUUUUCGCCUCUGUCAUAAAUUUUAAUGUAUAAAAAUGCAUAAAAUUUUGAAAGUAGUUGUCACACUUACAAAUAUUUCUUUUUUUGUUUGCACUAUAUCUGCUUAUUGGACUUAUUCUUCAAAUUAUUGCGUAAGAAAAACAACGGAGGCGGGCCGAGCUGGCGUGCGUAGACAUCGGUAGAAGCAACAGACUUUGUAAGCCAUAGCUCCUUGGCUACAUGAAGACUCCUAUUCAGCUACUUAGUCAUACCACUAGAUGCCUACAGUUGCGCAUACCAACUGUAAAUAAGCUUCAACGUAUGCCUUAUAAACACCAUGACAUUGAUUUGCCUUUACCAAGUCAUAAACACCACAUCGAACUCUCCCCUGUGGACUGAAAGAAAAUCCUGUCUUGUUUCUUUUGCGAAUAUUUUGUGAAUGUACUUUGAACUACAUUUGCCAAAGACUUAGUUUGAUAUUUAAUAUUUUAUUUACAGUGUACGUGUGCAUCAAUGAAGCAGUAUUAUCUUCCAAAACAAGUAGUCAACACUGAUGCGAUGCAUACAAAACGGUGGACAAACACGUUACUUUGUAAAAGGAUUAUGUGAAUAUUGUGAAGACAAUUCUUCUUUGUAAAUAUUGUCAUACACUACUGAACCGGCUUCCCUUUGUAGAUAAACGGGGUGAUGCAUUUACGUGUGUGUCUUUAUUGUCACGUUGUGCUGUUAGAGGAAGGCGCGACCGCUGUGUAACCCGAGGCGGCGUACACGCCCUUUUGUAGCAGGCUAACAUCGCAAAACUGUAAGUUGUCCUUGUCAUUUUCUCCUCAUGAUAAUGCCAUGAUGAUGUUUUUUUAUGUCACUAUGCAACAAAGUUAAAUGGCUUUCUGUAUCAUCUUUUGUCGCUGGGCUUGGACUAAUGCUUCUGCAGGAGAGGGGAGGACGUUCAUUUCAUAAAGGGGUAGUCCUCGGCUACAAUCACUACUGUCCCAUCAGCCGUUCAUAGAUGUUGCGACUUACCAGCCCUAAUGUAUAGACACAUCAAUCUCAUCCCCUCCCUAUUAGUAUACGCCUUGACGUCAUCUGGCACAAUGACGAUGUCAGAGAAACAGGCCGUCCUCUACAAGUUGCACUUCUCUCCGCACGCCGCUCGACAUGUAAGAAAAGGAGGACAGAGAAAGUGAGAUGGACGGAGUCUUAGCUGUGCUAAGUGGAACGCCUCUGAAGGAAAUUUGAAAAGAUGAUCCAGGAGAUGUGUCAUGGACAUUAAAAAAAAAGAUUUCAGAGGAAAAAGUUUUUAUGGAACAAGCCCUGUGGCCUCAAUCAUUGCUUUGUUUCUGUUCUGUUCCAAUUCCU